GCCACCGAUGCAGAGGUGGAGGAGGCAGCGAGUCUUGCCAAUGCGCACACGUUCAUCACGACUGAUCUGAGCGAGGGCUACUCGACCCAAGUCGGUCUGCGUGGCGGGCGGCUGUCUGGCGGGCAGAAGCAGCGUGUCGCAAUCGCCCGCGCGCUGGUUCGCAAGCCAGCAGUGCUGCUUCUGGACGAGGCUACGAGUGCGCUGGACAAUCACUCCGAGAAGGUGGUGCAGGGGGCGCUCGAGGCGAUCACAGCGGCGGCCCACUUCACGACGAUCACGAUUGCUCACCGGCUCUCCACCAUCCGACACGCGCACAAGAUCGCCGUCGUCCAGGCAGGU
Molecule: messenger RNA, 339 nt
Organism: Emiliania huxleyi CCMP1516
Lineage: Eukaryota; Haptophyta; Isochrysidales; Noelaerhabdaceae
Product: putative ABC transporter
Exons: 1
Biological process (GO): transmembrane transport
Molecular function (GO): ATP hydrolysis activity; ATPase-coupled transmembrane transporter activity; ATP binding
Source: RefSeq, a predicted model, not a curated record